AUGAAGUUUCUUAGCGACUACAGAGCUCCAGACUAUACAUUUGAUUCCGUAAGUCUCUCAAUCACAGCGCCCCAGUUUCCUACUCGUUUUCUCCAGUUAGUUCCUCUUGUGCUGGAUGGAUCGAAUUUGAAGCUCGUCUAUGUCAAAAUCAAUGGCCUAGAGGCCCAAGAUGUGGAGCUCACGUCGUCCAACCUCACACUUCUUGCGCCUCCCAAGAAUCCGUUCAAACUGGAAAUUGGUACAGAGAUUUAUCCUUUGCAAAAGCUCAACAACGAUGAGGGACUCUACUACAGCUCCAGCAAUGGCUAUUUCGUGACGCAGUGUGAGAGCGCGGGCUUUAGUAAAAUCACGUUUUACCAGGAUCGUCCCGAUGUUUUGGCCAAGUUCACUGUGAGAAUCGAAGCAUCUAAAGAUAAGUUUCCUGUUCUCCUUUCUAAUGGAAACUUGGUUGAGUCGGGCCAACUUGACAAUAAUGACAAGCAUUACAGCGUUUGGUCAGAUCCGUUUCCAAAACCGUGCUAUCUUUUCGCGCUGGUGGCCGGCAAGUUUGAGGCUCGACAGGAAAAAUUCACGACUCGCUCCGGACAACUUGUCAAGCUAAACAUUUGGUCACCCUCCGAGGACGUUGCAAAGACUGAAUUUGCAAUGGCGGUGCUAAAAUCCGCAAUGAAAUGGGACGAGGAUGUUUAUGGCCUGGAAUACGACCUUGACAAUUUCAAUGUUGUCUCGGUACCAGAUGCUUUUAUGGGUGCCAUGGAAAACAAAAGCUUAAAUAUUUUUAACGCCAAGUUCUUGCUUGUAUCACAAUGGACAAGCACGGAUGCUGACAUACAAUUCUUGAUGGGCAUUGUUGCCCAUGAGUUCUUUCACAACUGGACUGGCAACAGAGUGACUUGCAGGGACUGGUUCCAGAUAUCUCUCAAGGAAGGCCUUACAGACUUUAGAGAGCUCGAGUUUCUCUCCGACAUGGGAUGCCGAUCCGUGCGAACUAUUGCAGCGGCGAGUUCGUUGCGAAAGCGUCAAUUCCAAGAGGACUCGGGUCCAUUUGCUCAUCCAGUCAGGCCAGCAUCUUAUGUUGAGGUUGACAACUUAUACACAGCAACGGUUUAUGAAAAGGGAGCUCAAGUCAUUGGUCUUUACCAAACAUUGCUGGGAAAGUCUGGAUUUCUAAAGGGGUUUAAGUUAUAUAUUGAAAGGCAUGACGGUCACGCAGCAACAUGCGAAGAUUUUUACCAGGCUAUGUGUGAUGCCAACUUGGACGACCUCUCAUCCUUUAUGCUAUGGUAUACGCAGGCCGGAACUCCAUGCUUGAAGAUCAGUUCGUUUUAUAAUCCACAAGCGUCAACCUUUACUGUAAAAUGCCGGCAGGAAACAGCUCCAACACCAGGACAAGCUGAUAAAAGUCCUCUAUUGAUUCCUCUAGCCGUGGGUCUACUAAACAGCCAAGGACGAGAUAUUCCUUUGUCAAGGGUUCUAGUCGAUGGUAUUGAAUCGUCUCCAACAGUUGAGCAUAACGAGAGUACUGGCGCAAUAACAGCUCUUCUUCGGGUAGAACAGACGGAACACGAAUUUACAUUCUUGGACGUGAAAGAGAAGCCAGUUCCGUCUUAUUUGAGGAGCUUUAGUGCUCCAGUGCGUUUGAUAACACCAGACCUUAGAGAGGAGGAGUUAUACUUCCUCUUUGCAAACGACUCGAAUGAUUUUAACAGGUGGGAUGCUGGCCAAAGGAUUGCCAAAAGUUUGAUACUGGACAUGACCACAAGUUUUCAAAAUGGUCAAGAGCUUACAACUCCACUGGCUUACACCCAUGCGAUCAAAACCAUUCUAAGCAUCCCAACCUUAAACAAGGAGUUUGUCGCUCUUGUGAUCACUCUACCAGAUGAUAAGGAGCUUUUGGAGAUGACCGAAGUUGCAGAUCCGGACGCUUGCCACUUUGUCCGACGUUUUUUGAUAAAAUGUUUGGCUACAGAGCUCAAACAAGACUUCAUGCGAGUGGUAAAGGAGAACCGAUCCUCGGAGCCUGCUUUUGAGUUCAACCCCGAAAGCAAAGAUUAUCUUGCAUCUCUAAAUGAUAAAGAAACACUAGAACUGGCAUGCGAAGAGCUUGACAACGCCACAAACUUGACUGAUCUUUUGGGAGCUUUGUCGGCAAUCUCUCAAAAUCCUGGACAGGAGCGAGAGAAAAUCCUGGCAUCUUUUUACGAGAAAUGGAAACACGAGCGCCUGGUUGUAAACAAGUGGAUCCAUCUCCAAACGUCAGCUGAUACUCCAAACAACGUGGAGCUUGUGAGACAACUUUUACACCACCCUUGUUUCGAUCCUCGGGAUGUCACUAAGGUUUCUGCUCUUUUGGGAGGCUUCUUUAGCUGCAUUUUCAACUUCCAUGCCAAGGAUGGAUCUGGUUAUGAGUUCAUGGCCGACUUUGUGAUCGAAGUUGGAAAGUUCCAUCCCAAGGCUUUGUCACUUUCACUUUCUUCUGCAUUAGCAAAUUUGUGGAGGUUUGAUGCCAAGCGACAAACGCUGGCCAAGAUGCUUUUUGCACAAAAAAGCUGGAAGUUUGCACUCGACCACUUCUUUUCGGGGUGA
Selaginella moellendorffii is the source of this 2586-nucleotide messenger RNA. Its product is annotated as puromycin-sensitive aminopeptidase. Bases 1 to 2586 code for a protein of 861 amino acids. Gene Ontology annotation, molecular function: zinc ion binding; metallopeptidase activity. Gene Ontology annotation, biological process: proteolysis. NCBI's taxonomy places the organism in Eukaryota, Viridiplantae, Streptophyta, Lycopodiopsida, Selaginellales, Selaginellaceae. The record is from RefSeq and is a predicted model, not a curated record. The transcript is spliced from 26 exons. Gene Ontology annotation, cellular component: chloroplast.